AUGGCCGAAGUACCACAAGAGCAGAUCAACUCCCAGCACGGCGGCAAACCGCAUUUCUUCAACCAGACCCCGGUCAGCGGCUCAAGCGGUCCGCAAGAGCGCGACGCGAAAGCGCCGCUGCCCAAGGGCGUGGUCCUAGACAAAGAUGGCAAGCCCUGUCGAACCUGCACAUCCAUGUCCUCCUGGCGCGCCUUGACGAAACAAGCCAGAGCUGAACCUGCCGCAUCCUCCACCUCCAGCUCAACCUCCACAGCCUCCACCGUUCCCCUCGCAGCCCCCGCAACUCCAUCCUCAAGCUCGAUCCCCGCAGACUGCCCGCCUGACGUCGAGGAGCUGGGCCGCUCCACCUGGACCCUGUUGCACUCCAUGGCAGCCACGUACCCGGAGAAAGCAGAUACAAAGCAGCAGGAAGACAUGGGCGGGUUCCUGAAGCUCUUCGCGAAGCUGUAUCCGUGCUGGGUGUGCGCGGACGAUUUCCAGUCUUGGAUGGCUCAUCCUAGUGGCCGGAAUAAACCGAAGCUCGGGGGGCGCUCGGAGUUUGGGUGGUGGAUGUGUGAGGCGCAUAACGAGGUGAAUCGGAAGCUUGGGAAGAAGGAGUUUGAUUGUCGCUUCUGGGAGGAGAGGUGGCGGACUGGCUGGAAAGAUGGUCGGUGCGAUUGA
Molecule: messenger RNA, 660 nt
Organism: Penicillium argentinense
Lineage: Eukaryota; Fungi; Ascomycota; Eurotiomycetes; Eurotiales; Aspergillaceae
Product: flavin-linked sulfhydryl oxidase
Exons: 2
Coding region: 1-660 (219 amino acids)
Cellular component (GO): mitochondrion
Molecular function (GO): flavin adenine dinucleotide binding; flavin-dependent sulfhydryl oxidase activity
Source: RefSeq, a predicted model, not a curated record